Messenger RNA from Mercenaria mercenaria, 3795 nucleotides. Its product is annotated as O-acyltransferase like protein-like. Lineage: Eukaryota; Metazoa; Mollusca; Bivalvia; Venerida; Veneridae. The record is from RefSeq and is a predicted model, not a curated record. Gene Ontology annotation, molecular function: acyltransferase activity, transferring groups other than amino-acyl groups. The transcript is spliced from 20 exons. Bases 178 to 2862 code for a protein of 894 amino acids.
CAAAAUAAGUUUUAAAAGCGAAAUAAUUUCAGACAGUGUAAAAAUAAUACAAAACUUAGUCGAGGAAGAAUAUCAAUUUUAACUAGAAAAUUAUCUUAAAUAAAAAAGGAACGGAUAUUGUUUUUCUUACAGAAUACAGAAAAUGUUCAACUGAGAGUCGAGUUUACAAAGAAAAGCAUGACCAGGUGUACAACAACACUUGCGGCCAUGUAUUUGUCUGUGACAUUAUUACUGGUGUAUGUUCCUGUGAUCCAUACCACAGAGGCUAUCUCACAAUCCCAGCAACAACUGGUUUAUCUACUACAUAACAUUUUCAAGGUAAAUACCGGCAUGGAACAAACUUUGAAUGGUUUAUUGCAAGCAGAAAAGAAUGUGUCAGAUGACGUGAACGUGCCACCCGGCGUUACUAUCAGUCCGCUGAUGAAUAUUUUACUAAUGGCGGUGAAGAAUCUACAGUUUAGUCAGCCUCAUGUAAAUGUUUCAAGCACACCCGAGAGAAACACCUCCCUACCGUCAAGUGGAGAUAUCAUGUCUGCGCUCAGUAACAACCCGCUCGUCAAUGACGUCAUAAGCAUCGUGACCAAACAGAUUAUAACAGCGGUAGCAAAUAACGUUACGGUCGGGACUGAUUUAACGUCAUUGCUUGGUGUAAUUAAACCAGUAGACAUAGUAAAGACUCUCCUGACGACACAUUCGGCACGUGCAGUCAUUCCAAAUCAACCAAGUGGUCACGUGAAUGACGCUUGUUAUCGGGACUUAAUGGACACGUUUGAUUCUCUUGUUGCAACCAAACCAUGGGCAAUACAGAUGUUGGAUGCGCUGGGAAAACCUGCUUCAGGGAUAGAGAGGGGACAUUUCUACUUUGUCGGGGCUUAUGAUCAGUGUUAUCAAACAAAACCACACAUCGACAGCGGGGAUGUUAUAGGCAACGUUAAGCAAACUAUGUCACGUGACUUUGGUACACGGUUUUGUAGAACGGAUAUUACCAUUCCUCAAUCAUUUAUAGAUUCCCUGCACGUGGACACUCACGGCGUACACUUGAAACUGACCUUGGGACUUUGUUUGCCUGACACAUGUCACCUUAGUGACGUCUAUGGCUUCCUAAAGCUAGAUACUAUUGAGAAUUUAUCUCCGCCAGAACUGGAGUCAGGAUUCUGUUAUGACGAGGAAGAUAUAACGUCCGACAGCUCAGCUAUUGCUGCCAUUUGCGUGUUAUCUGUUUUCGGUGCAUUAAUUCUGUUUGGCACAGCUUAUGACAUUUAUAAAGCAAGUCGGACAUCAGACGAGGCUAGCCGUAGAGACGUUACCUAUAUCAACACAGACGUUAAUAACGUCAAUACAGCACCACAGAACUCCUCACAUAUUACAGUUAUGGAAAACAAGACAGAGAUAAUUUUACCAGCUGGUUACAUGCCGCAUAAAGAGGGUGCAUGCCCCUUGCCAACAGUUAGUAAUGGCAAUCUACAAAACGGAUUAAGUGAAACAGAAAAGAAUUACACACAACAAGCGAGGCAUACUAAACAGGCUUCAAAAAGAAAAGAUUCUCUGGCAGGUCGAUUGAUCGUCUGUUUUUCACUGUACACAAACGUUCCUAAACUUCUCAGUGCGAAAUCCAGUUCCGGAUCUAUUACUUGUAUACAUGGAAUACGCUUCCUGAGUCUUACCUGGGUGGUCCUAGGUCACACCUACAAUUAUGGAAUAAUUUCUCAAGACGAGGCGUUUACAGCAGACAAUUUGUUGGAUUUCAUUCCAAUUAUGCAAAGGUUUACUUUUCAAGGCGUAGUGGCAGGAGGUUUUGCUGUCGACACUUUCUUUGUUCUCAGUGCGUUCUUGUUGACAUGGUUACAGUUGAAAGAGACGUCCAAAAAGAAGAAGAAAUGCACGGUGUCUGAUGGUGUAAUGUAUUACUUUCAUCGUUUCUGGAGAUUAACUCCAAUUUACAUGCUAGUUAUUAUGUCGUUUGCAUGUUUUUACCGGUAUCUGGGUUCCGGUCCGUUCUGGCCAAGUACAAUAUGGGCUGCAGAGCACUGUAAGACAGUCUGGUGGACCAACCUGCUGUAUGUGAAUAAUCUUGUUGAAAAUCACGCUCAGUGUAUGGGAUGGACGUGGUACCUGGCUAAUGACAUGCAGUUUUACGUUAUUUCACCAAUAUUUCUUAUAUUCAUGUACAUAAUCCCAGUUGUCGGAACAGUUUUAACAACCUUGUUGCUGUGUAUGGGUAUUGGCAUAGCAUUUUGGAAAGAAUACGAAAUUAACGGGAAUUUCUUUACAAUGAAAUCAGACGAUGGAGCAUUUUGGAACGAAGUCUAUACUGUACCGUGGUGUCGUGUUGGGUGUUGGGCAGUUGGAAUGCUUCUUGGUUUUCUUAUAUACAAAAGAGACAGAAAACCUUUACGCAAUAAGAGCCUGGCCUAUCUCGGUUGGCUGGUCAGCACGGCUGUAGCGCUAGCUUUAGUAUACUCGACAUACAGCGAGAACAAGGAAGACGGUACGGAGUGGACAAACACACAACGAGCGUUCUAUGAGGCGUUUGGCAGACCCGCCUGGGGACUGUGUGUAUCAUGGGUGAUUUUUGCUUGCUAUAAUCACAUGGGUGGUCUAGUUAAUUCAAUUUUAUCAUGGAACGGUUUUAUACCUCUGUCACGUCUCACGUAUGCCGCCUAUCUCGUGCACCCAAUCUGUAUGAUGAUAUACGUGUUCUCUAGGAGAACGAUGCUACAUGUCAACGAUUAUAAUAUUAUUUAUUUAUACCUGGGUCAUCUUUGUGUAACAUACAUGGUGGCUUUCGUGUGUUCAGCAGCAUUUGAAGCACCAGCAAUGUCCUUGGAAAAAAUUUUGUUCCGCCGAGGCAGACGAAGCUAACAGACGGAAGACAAAUGUUGUUAAUAAUUUUGUCAAAUGUGGCCAGAAACGUCUGUUUUCAAUUUGUUUGCUGAAUAGUCAUAAAUAGACAAAUUGUGUUGUGUCUGAAAAUGGAACCAUAAGUCGGCAGGGUCGCUGCGAUAACUGAAGUAACAGUGAAGCAACACUUCCGGAGAGUAUCUGAGCUGUGAUAAAUUGUACAUACGUCUAUGUUACUGUUGUAAAUAAAGAUAAUAGUUAUUUCUUAUUAUGAAUGUAUUUCAAAGUCAUUUUGCAUGCAAUGCGAAAAUAUUUCUGUUAUUUUCAGAAAAACAUGAAACAUUUGUCAUAUUUCUCGUAUCAAAUGUUGUCUUGAGUUUUUAUGAGCAAAUAUAACUUACGGUUACUUGAUCCUGUUUGGGGCAUAUACAAAGUCUUAGAUAUGUUGAUAGUAUACGCAUUGUGCAAGUUUCUCAGAGCAACAACAACAACACUAAAUGUUACAGUUGCUGGUAACAGUUAUCAUGCAAACGAUCAAUGAUGUUAUGUUUAUAGAACAUGCUGCAGUAUAAAGUUAUGACUUGGGUUUUAUUUGACUGGUCACCAUAUUUUGACUGGCACUAAAAGUUGAAUACAAGUUUCACUUAGUGGUUUAAUAAAAUAAAAAAAAACUCAUUCUAGCAGAGGAAACCACGGUAGUUCACACUGCUAGCAGAAUUCUGCCUAAAUACCUUAUAUAGACCCAAUGUACAUCAUUGUUUUAUUAUUUAAUAACCUUACUUGGAUUUUUUUCUUUCGUUUAGUUUCAGGUUUUAAUGCGAAUGUGUAAUUUUGUUUUGAUAUGUCAAGGGUCGUGUAACUCGUUUCUAGUACUUUUUUACUGAAACUUGUUGUAAAUUUGUAAUAUACAUUGAUCUGACAAUAGUAUUUAAUAAAUAUGUAAAAUGCCAAAUA